AUUCACUGACCAAUUUUUUAACCAAUUGCCCUGGAAAUUUUUUUGCGUGUUUCCGCCCAUUAAGAAGCUGUACUAGUAUUUGUUCGGAUGAUGUAAGCGAUUUCACGCAUAUUACGGGAAAGGCGCUUUCUAUCGGUUCCAGAAAUAUUUCACAUGUAAUAUAUGUGACUCCUACGCUUGCUGUGGUCCCCUUUAAGCCAUACUGUUGCGGGAGAGGUUUUUUAAGCGAUUGCAUCACAUCCUGAAUUCCCGGUCCGCCAUUUUCAGACUAAUGUUUCGUUCACGUUCGUUCACGACUGCGUGACGAGUAAUUUAUCUUCGAGAGAUAUAUUCGCUGUCACAUGUCAAUCAUCAAACUAUCUCUUCUUUUUUUCCAUCUCUCUGCUGGCCUCUAGUCAUAGAUUUAUUAGUUAGUUUUGGGUUUGGCAUGAUUGUCCGUUGCCGUGUCCAAAGGAUAUAAUAAACAGUUGAAUAAACAAGGAAACGUACGUCUCGGAUUCCACUGUUACUAACAUCUAUACACAAGACUUGCUAGAACUGCUAAAUAAUAAGGUCGCUUGGUGUAUCCAAUAACUUCACGAUAUUUCAUCGCAUAAGCAUAUUAUUCAACGUUAAGCAUACAGAAAACAGAAGUAUCAGCUCAAAUGGCUCUAGAGAAGAAAACUCAAUUCCCUCUUUUCAGUAAAAUUCUCAAUGGCGGGAUUGCUGGAAUUGUAGGUGUUUCCAUUGUUUACCCAAUUGAUCUAGUCAAAACAAGACUCCAAAACCAGAACUCAUCAACCGGUGAAAAACAAUAUAAGAAUAUGUUAGAUUGCUUUAAAAAGUCUUACCGAGCCAGUGGAUACUUGGGCAUGUACAGAGGCUCUGCUGUUAAUAUUUUGUUAGUAACUCCCGAAAAAGCUAUUAAACUGACUGCAAACGACGCUUUCCGUUACGUAUUACUGAACAAGCAAGGGAAAUUAACAUUGCCGAGGGAAAUGAUUGCAGGCGGAACUGCUGGUUUGUGUCAGACUGUGAUAACAACUCCGAUGGAACUCCUUAAGAUAAAAAUGCAGUUGAGCGCCCAGCAGAGCACCAGUGGGCCUCGUACGUCGGCCCUACGCCUCGCCACAGACCUGAUCUCCUCUCAAGGACUUCGGGGUUUGUACCGUGGCUGCUUGUCCACCAUCAUGCGUGACGUCAGCUUCUCAAUCAUUUACUUCCCGCUGUUUGCGCAUUUGAAGUCUCUAGGAUCUAACCAGCAAGGGACCGACUUGGUCACCUGUGAGGCUCCGUUCUACUGGUCGUUCAUAUCAGGUUGCGCUGCUGGAGGCUUUGCCGCUGUAGCCGUCAACCCGAUUGACGUCGUUAAAACGCGUCUACAGGCCCAGGGUCAAUCGAAAGAGGUUCCAGGCGGAGGUAAAGGAACUCCUGGACCGUCUUCCGUGUUGAUGAAACCUCAUUCCCAAUCUAGGGAUCCGCAUAAGUUAGCAUUCCUCAACGCGAGUGGCGAGGCUAAAGGAGGAGGUGUCGCACGCAGCCUCCAUCAACCCAGUGGGAUCCCCGCUGCGGAAAUCCCUCGCUAUCACGGCAUUGGUGACGCCGUGAUGAAAAUUAUGCGUGAAGAAGGAUAUCGCGCCUUCUUCAAAGGCGGUGGCUGCCGUGUCCUGGUCAUCGCUCCUCUUUUCGGCAUCGCUCAGACUGUCUACUAUCUCGGCGUCGGUGAAUACCUGCUCGGGGUCAACACGUCCAAGUAAAGCGCAACACUCCAUCAAUUCAUUUCCAGGCUCUUAAAACAAAGUUUCUUGUUUUUUAUUCUUUAUCAAGUUAAAGAAAUGGGCCGAAAUCAUAUUAAUUCUUUUCUAAAAAGAUAAAAUUACUUUGGUUCAAGGGGCAAUAUUGAGAGGAACCAAGUUUAGCGUUUCUUUGGAUAAUUAAGAGCGAAUCUCGUCAGAGAAUAACAAAUACUGUUAAUGCUUUAGGCAAUAGGGUGCAAUUGGGCACAUUUUGUUUCUUUUUACUGUGCUGGAUUUUUACCGGCGUUAUACUAGAUUGAGUAAAAAAUGAUGUUCAUUUUAUCACCUUUUGUUGUGAUGGAAUUAACUUUGUUAGUAAUUUGGGGAUCCAAUCAUUAUUAUAAUUUUUUUUUACACAAUAACCUUAACAUCAGCUUCCUGCCGCCGUCUUCUCUUUAUUUCCUGUCAAAAGGAUUGUUAUCACUCAUGUUGAUCGUCUGUUCACUCCAUGUUCUUACACAUUUGAACUUAAGGAGCUCUUUCGGUAUGGAGACUUCCUUCUGGCUUGUUAUACAAGCCAGUGAUAUACUUUAGUAGCCUUUUUUUUCUUUUUGGAACAAUAAUUUUGAGUCCUUUACGCUUUAUUAUAAUUUACCUUAUUGAAUACAAUUUCAUACGUGGGACCCGACCAGUGUUGAGUGUAAGCAUCCAAACGCUUCGGUUCUCCGCUAUAAAUUUGUUGUUUUAA
Messenger RNA from Daphnia pulicaria, 2463 nucleotides. RefSeq names its product mitochondrial glutamate carrier 1-like. The transcript is spliced from 8 exons. Gene Ontology annotation, biological process: aspartate transmembrane transport; L-glutamate transmembrane transport; malate-aspartate shuttle. NCBI's taxonomy places the organism in Eukaryota, Metazoa, Arthropoda, Branchiopoda, Diplostraca, Daphniidae. Gene Ontology annotation, molecular function: L-glutamate transmembrane transporter activity; L-aspartate transmembrane transporter activity. The record is from RefSeq and is a predicted model, not a curated record. The coding region runs from base 645 to 1736 and encodes 363 amino acids.